AUAGAAAGGUGUGAAUCAUUUGUAUAAGAAAACAAUCUGCUUCAAUUUUGCUUGAUUACAUUAAUGCUCUUUCCUUUUAACUGAUAAAAAAAUUAAACGCGACAACAACGACGAUGCAGGUCUAUAUUGUGUACAUGGGUUCCCUUCCUGAUGGAGAUCCGGCGUACUCACCGUUGGCUCACCACCUUAGUAUUCUACACAGUGUUGUUCAGGAUGGUUCUCCAGAAAAUUUAUUGGUAAGAAGUUACAAAAGGAGUUUCAAUGGAUUUGCUGCCAGACUGACCCACCAGGAAAGUGAGAAAAUUGCGAACAUGAAGGAAGUAGUCUCUGUCUUUCCAAGCCGAAUGUUCCAACGUCAAACAACAAGAUCUUGGGACUUUAUGGGUUUAACUGAAAUAGCCAGUCGAAAUUCUUCCCAACUUCAGAGUGAUGUUAUCGUUGCUUUGUUUGACUCUGGAGUCUGGCCUGAAUCUGAGAGCUUUAAAGAUGAAGGUCUAGGUCCUGCUCCAAAGCAUUGGAAAGGUGUUUGCGACGGCGGAAAAAAUUUCACUUGCAAUAACAAGCUCAUUGGAGCUCGAUAUUACACAUCAGAGACUGCAAGGGAUGAUAUAGGUCAUGGAACUCACACAUCGUCCACAGUGGCAGGCAGUGCUGUUAAGGAUGUAACCUUUUAUGGACUAGCAAACGGCACUGCAAGAGGAGGCGUUCCUGCUGCGAGACUUGUUGCAUAUAAAGUCUGUGAUCCAUGCAGAGAUCACAAUAUACUGGCUGCUUACGAUGAUGCUAUUGCUGAUGGAGUCAACAUUAUUUCUAUUUCACUUGUAUCCGACUGGAUAACUUCGAUUCAUCAGGACGUUGUUGCAAUUGGUGCUUUUCAUGCAAUGAAAAAAGGGAUACUGGUUUCGCAGGCUGGAGGCAACUUGGGCCCAGUUUGUGCUUCUGUGACCAGUGUAGCACCAUGGAUAUUGACAGUGGCAGCAAGUAGCAUUGAUCGGCUUUUUGUGGACAAGGUUGUUAUUGGCAAUGGAAAGACAGUAGCUGGGGAUGACUGGAUUAACAUGUUCACAUUAAAUGGAACAAGUUUUCCUCUGAUACACGGAAAAGAUGCUGCAACGAAAAAUUGCACCGAAGAUGAUGCUAGACAAUGUGAAGAGGGUUGCCUGGUAGAUGAUUUAGUUAAGGGAAAGAUAGUGGUAUGCGAUAACGUCACUGGAGUUAUAGGGGCAAACACGGCUGGUGCGCUCGGUUCAAUUUUAUUUAAUCCAUUUGAAGUUAAUAUUGCCGUUAUUCCCACAUUAGCCUCAGCACCUUUAAAGAAAGAAGAGUAUAAUGUUGUCAGAUCCUACAUGAAUUCCACCAGAGAUCCUCAAGGAAACAUACUUAAAAGUGAAGUCACAAAAGAUCCUGCUGCACCUACAGUCCUGUUCUUCUCAUCACGUGGACCUAAUGGAAUUUUACCCGAUUUAGUCAAGCCGGAUAUAAGUGCCCCGGGGUAUGAAAUUUUGGCUGCGUUUCCACCUGUUCUUCCUAUCACCGACUUUCCGGAUGAUAAGAGGCGUGCAAAAUACAAUAUAGCAUCUGGUACCUCCAUGGCUUGCCCCCACGCUGCAGGGGUAGCCGCAUAUGUUAAAGCAUUCCACCCUGAUUGGUCUGCUGCAGCUAUCAAAUCAUCUAUUAUGACAACUGCUUGGCCCAUGAACGAUACCGACAACGAUGUUUCAAAUGGUGCAUUUGCUUAUGGAUCCGGACAUAUAAAUCCUGUAAAUGCUAUUAAUCCGGGGCUAGUCUAUGAUGCUUCUGAAGAAGAUUACAUAAAGUUGCUGUGCACAAUCUAUGAUGAAGGCACAGUUAGAAAAAUAUCUGGAGAUAACAGCACAUGCCCAACUGCUAAAGGAUUUGUAAAGGAUCACAAUUACCCUUCAAUGGGAGCUCAAGUUGAAGUAUUGAAACCUUUUUCGAUUAAUUUUCACAGAAGAGUUAAAAACGUUGGUCUCGCAAACUCCACUUACAAGGCCAAAAUCUUCUCGGAUUCGAAAGUGGAUAUCAAAGUAGUGCCUGAGGUUCUGUCAUUCGACUGCUUGAAUGAGGAGAAGGAUUUUGAUGUAACCGUUGUUGGAAGCGGUGUAAGAGAUCAAUCACAAGUAUCUGGAUCACUGGUUUGGUCAGAUGGUAUUUACAGUGUUAGAAGUCCAAUUGUUGUUUAUGCAUAUGUUCACAGCUAGGGAUGAUCAAAGGUGUCUGCAUAUGUUCAGAACAUGGUACAUGAGUAAUAAUAAAGAUUUAGAUUUUUAAUGGGUUUUGAGGAAUAAAAAGCAAUGAAAUUCCAUUUCUUA
Pyrus x bretschneideri (Chinese white pear) is the source of this 2333-nucleotide messenger RNA. RefSeq names its product subtilisin-like protease SBT4.4. The record is from RefSeq and is a predicted model, not a curated record. Gene Ontology annotation, biological process: proteolysis. NCBI's taxonomy places the organism in Eukaryota, Viridiplantae, Streptophyta, Magnoliopsida, Rosales, Rosaceae. Gene Ontology annotation, molecular function: serine-type endopeptidase activity.